AUGCCGCCCGCGACGGCGGCCACCACUACGGUCUCCCUCCGGGAGCUCGCCGACCUGGCCAUCGGCACCCCGGAGGUGGGCGCCGUCAACUUCACGGCCCUGCACACGCUCAUCGUGGCCAUGCUCCGGAGCCUCAACCUGCAGGAGGUGCGCAUCGACUUCCAGUCGCCGUUGCCGUCGCUGGAGCCGAGCCGCACCUUGGAGCCCCCGCAGGCCGUGCUCAGCGCCCCGCAGCUGGCUGUGUCCAAAGAGAAGCCGCGCGGCAGCUUGGCCAAGCCACCGACGGUGGCGGCGGCGCUGGAGAGCCAGGUGAAGGGCCUGGGCGGGCAGGUCCAGGACCUCAGCAGGCAGCUCAAGACCGUCACGAGCCAGGUGCAGGGCAUCGUGAGCCACGUGCAGCACCUCACGGCUCCCGUCAGCGAGCUGGACGCCCGGGACUGGCUGGAGGAGGAGACGGCCAAGCUGACGCCGGCAAGGGCACGAGCAGGGUCGUUGAAAAUCGCAAAGGGCGAGCGGGCCACCGUCUCCCAGAAAGCCCUCCAACGGAUUGAUGUACUAGAGAAGAUAGUCAGAGAACGGGAUGAAUUCCUGGACCUAGUGAGCCGGAAGAUGAGUUUGAUGCCUGUUGGAGAAGAAGUCACCAUGGUCACCUGGGAGGAGCUGGAACAAGCGAUUACGGAUGGCUGGAAGGCCUCACAAGGGAGCUCAGAGACAACAGCAGGACUCCCUAAACGCAAAGGGCGCACUUCCGUAACAUCAAAUGAUAUACUUCAAGGUGGAGUCCCCAUCAAGCGCUCAAGUGCUGACCCAGCUCUGGAUUUUCCCAGUGGUUAUGGCUCAGAUCAGACCUUAUCAGGAGUCAGUGGCAUAGGAAAGCCCUCUGAAGGGGUUACCAGGGAACGAAGCAGAGGUGUCUCUGCUACUACAGUCCCGGGUAGAGAACAGCACCCAAGGGCCCGUGAUGAAGGUGGCCUGGCAAAGUCCCAUCACCCGUCUAUGUCCCAAUUCAGAGUAGAAUCAGAUCGUCGCAGGACAAGAGAGCUGCCGCCACAUAGCUUAGCCCAUCUAAGAAAAGAUGAACAAGAGGCACACCCUGGUCCAGUUCAACAGGACUUACCUGCAGCCACUGUGGCCAGAGAUCAACAUCAUCAAGUAUCCCCAGAUCAGCAUAGGGGGGUGUAUCCAAGCCAGGGUCAAAUCUAUCCCAGGCUAGUUCAGCAUGGAUUAAGACCACUUGGCACGGAUCCGCUUGCAUGGCACCAUCCUAGCACUUACCCACACGGUGUGGUACCCCUCAGCAUGGGUCAGUUUGGUAUGAUGCCACCUGAAAUGGAUGAGCAGGGCUUGGUACCACCUGGCAUGGGUCAGUAUGGCAUGGUGCCACCAUUGGUACCUGGCACAAAACAGCAAGGAGUGGAACUACCUAGUACAGCUCAGCCUGGUAUGGUUCCACGUAGCACAUAUCAGUAUGGCAUGGUACUUCCUGGCACAGACCAACAGCCUGGUGUCGAUCAGCAUGGAUUGGUACCCUUUAGUAUAGAUCAGCAUGGAUUUUUAAUAUCUGGCAUGGAUCAACAAGGAUUAGUACUGCCUGGCAUGGAUCAACAUGGAUUGGUUCCACAUCUUACAGAUCAACAUGGCUUGGUAUCCCCUGGUUUGAUGCAAGUUGCUGCAGAUCAGCAAGGUUUUAUACAGCCCAGCCUGGAAACAUCUGGGUUCAUUCAACCUAGUACAGAGGAGCAUGAUAUAAUCCAGCCUGGGGCAGAUCAACGCAGUUUGGCACCAACUGGUACAGAUCAGGCUGCUUUGGCCCAACCUGGUGCAGGUCAGCGUGGUUUAGUGCAGCCUCGUGCAGGUCAGCGUGGUUUGGUCCAGCCUGGUGCAGGUCAGCGUGGUUUGAUGCAGCCUAGUGCAGGUCAGCGUGGUUUAGUGCAGCCUGGUGCAGGUCAGCAUGGUUUGGUUCAGCCUGGUGCAGAUCAAAGUGAUUCAGCCCAACUUAGAAUGGAUCAGUAUGCUUUGGUGCACCCUGAAAUGGAUCAACAUGGUUUGGUCCAAAUUGGAAUGGAUCAGCAUGGUUUAUUCCAACCUGGCACAGGUCAUCCUGGUUUAGUGCAGCCUGGUGCAGGUCAGCGUGGUUUGGUCCAACCUGUUACAGGUCCGCGUGAUUUGGCCGAACCUGGAGUAGCUCAGCAUGAUCAGGUCCAACUUGGAAUGGAUCGACAUGGUUUGGUGCAACCUGGAAUGGAUCAGCGUGGUUUGGUGCAACCUGGUGCAGGUCAUCAGCCUGGCUUGGCACAGCCUGGAAUGUAUCAGCGUGGUUUGGUGCCACCUGGUAUAGGUCAGCCUGGUUUGGUACAGCCUGGAAUGGAUCAACGUGGUUCGGGCCAACGUGGUGCAGCUCAACCUGGUUUGGUCCAACCUGGUGCAGGUCAGCCUGGUUUGGGGCAGCCUGGAAUGGAUCAACGUGGUUUGGGCCAACGUGGUGCAGCUCAACCUGGUUCGGUCCAACCUGGAAUGGAUCAGCGUGGCUCAGUCCAAACUGGUGCAGCUCAGCCUGGUUUGGUUCUAUCUUCUACAGGUCAGCCUGGUUUGGUGCAGCCUGGAAUGGAUCAUCAUGGCUUGGGUCAACGUGUUGUAGCCCAGCCUGGUUUGGUCCAACCUGGUGCAGGUCAGCGUGGUUUGGCCCAACCUAGAAUGGACCAGCGUGGGUUGGUACAACCUGGUGCAGGUCAGCCUGGUUUGUUUCAGCCUGGCAUAGGUCAGUCUGCUUUUGUCCAACCUGGUGCAGAUCAGCAUGGUUUGGGGCAAGUAGAUCAGCAUGGUUUGGUACAAGCUGGCACAGAUCCACAUGGCUUUUUUCAACCUGGUGCAUAUCCGCCUGGGUUAGUACAGCCUGGUGCCUAUCCACGUGGUUUGGUCCAACCUGGUGCCUAUCCACAAGGUUUGCGUAGUUUGGUUCAACCUGGAAUAGAUCAGCAUGGCUUGAGGCAACCUGGUACAGAACGAGGCUUGAUACCACCAGGCACAGAGCUUCGUGGCCUUCCAACAUUCCACCCUGAGUUUCCAAGAUUUUUCUUACAUCCCUAUCAGCAUGGUGUAAUACCUCCUGAUAGCUAUCAGCAUGAUCAGGUGUCACCACUCCUAGCCAAUCAAGGUUUGGCAUCACCAGGUAUUGGCCAAGAGGGUUUAUCAGAAACUUACCAGCAAGGUUUGUUACAUCGUGGCACAGACCAGCAUGGCCUAACACCAUUAAGCACCCGUGUGGGAUCUGUACAGCGAGAUCGACAGCAUUUGGUAUCACCUGGCCCCGAUCAGCAAGGCCAGGUACAAGCAGGUACAGACCAGCGUGACCGUGCAUACUCUAUCCCAGAAUCUCGUGACCUAUUGUAUCCCAGCCCUCAGGGCCCAGGCAUUCUGGGGGUAGAUCCGUACGUCCAGAUAGGUUUGGAUCCAAGACAAAUAUAUGCCUCAGACCAACCUGGAAUUUCUGUCUGGACUACUCCAAGCCAAGCAGCCGCCUUUGCCAGGAGCAUGGACUCUCUUAACCAUCUCUACCGAGUCUCAUCAGAAAAGAGUGAUUUCCAGAGCGAAAGACAUGAUUCACUGGAUAAAUUGGCUCCGAGCUUCCCCAUGGCAGUGGAAACAUUUCGUCUGAUGGGAGAGCUCAUUGGCCUCUAUGUAGAGCUCAAGGAGAACAUGAAAGAGCUGGAUGAGGAGCAGGAGGGCCAGACCGACUUGGAGAAAAUCCAGCACCUGCUCGGGCUCAUGGUCAAAAAGAGUAUACCCGCUGACCUGCAGGAACAGCUGAAGACCUUGAAGUCCUUGACCAAAGAAGUUUGGCAGGAAAAAGCAAAAAUGGACAGGAUACAGAGAAUCCUGGAGGGCACCGGGGAGCAAGAAAUAGGAAAAGAAAUGAAGAAUGGCCAGCUGAGCUUGCAGCUGGGAAUCCUCAGAGUUACCGUGGCUGACAUUGAGAAGGAACUGGCCGAGCUGAGGGAGAGCCAAGAGCGGGGCAAGGUCAGCAUGGAACAUUCAGUCUCUGAAGCCUCCCUCUACCUGCAGGACCAGCUUGACAAGCUCAGGACGGUCAUCGAGAGCAUGCUGGCCUCGUCUUCCACGCUGCUGUCCAUGAGCAUGGCUCCUCGCAAGACCCUGUCAACCCUGGAACCUGGCCAGAUUGAGCCUGAGGCCACCUGCCCCGCCUGCAGCCUGGACCUGAGCCAUCAGGUCAGCCUUCUGGUGCAGCGCUAUGAGCAGCUCCAGGACAUGGUCAACAAUCUGGCAGCCUCCCGGCCUUCCAAGAAAGCCAAGCUCCAGAGCCAGGAUGAAGAGUUGCUGGGCCAUGUCCAGAGCGCCAUCCUGCAGGUACAGGGCGACUGUGAGAAGCUCAGUAUCACCACCAGCAACCUCAUCGAAGACCAUCGGCAGAAGCAGAAGGCCAUUGACGUACUGUACCAGGGUCUAGAGAAGCUCGAGAAGGAAAAGGCCGACAGGGAACACCUGGAGAUGGAGAUUGACCUGAAAGCCGAUAAGAGUGCCCUGGAGGCCAAAGUGAGCCGUGUCCAGUUUGAUGCCACCACGGAGCAGCUGAACCACAUGAUGCAGGAGCUGGUGGCUAAGAUGAGCGGGCAGGAGCAGGACUGGCAGAAGAUGCUGGACAAGCUCCUGGUGGAGAUGGACAGCAAGCUGGACCGCCUGGAGCUGGACCCCAUGAAGCAGUUGCUGGAAGAUCGCUGGAAGUCCUUGCGGCAGCAGCUCAAAGAGCGCUCUCCACUCUACCAGGCAGACGAGGCGGCGGCCAUGCGGAGGCAGCUCUUGGCACAUUUCCACUGCCUCUCUUGUGACCGUCCCUUGGAGACAGCUGUGACUGGACAAUUUAUCCCUGUGACUCCUGUGGGCCCAGCCCUGCCUGGGCACCGUUCCCUCCGCCCCUACACUAUCUUUGAGCUGGAGCAGGUCCGGCGGCAGAGCCGCAACCUAAAGCUGGGCAGUACUGCCUUCCCUCGGGGCGAGUUGGCACACAUAGAGCGGAGCGUGGGGCGCCUGCGCACCAUGCACUCCAAGAUGCUGAUGGACAUUGAGAAGGUGCAGAUCCACUUUGGAGGCUCGGUCAAGGCCAGCAGCCAGAUGAUCCGGGAGCUGCUGCAGGCACAGUGCCUGAGCUCCCCCUGCCACAAACGGGUGCCGGACACCGCUGACUACACGUACUCGAGCGUACCCCGGCGCUGUGGGGGCAGCCACACCCUCACCUACCCCUACCGCCGCACCCGCCUGCAGCACCUGUCCCAGGGCCUGUACCCCCCCGAGGAGGUCCAGAUCGCCAUGAAGCAUGAUGAGGUGGAUAUCUUGGGCCUGGAUGGACAUAUUUACAAGGGACGGAUGGAUACAAGGCUGCCAGGCAUCCUGACCAAAGACAGUGAGUCCUCCGUCUCCGGGAUGACCAAGCACAAGGCCAAGCAGUCGCAGCCCCACGUGCACAGGCAGCAGUCCCUGAGCGACAACGGCCAGCUGCCCUCGAGGCCUCAGAGUGCUCGGAUGCUGGCGGGCAACAGUCCAGCUCCUCCUCGUCCGCGGAAAGACAGACCCUUGUCCUCCGAGGGGCACCUGGCCCAGCCCAACGCGGCCCACCCGCCCAGCCCCAGCGAGAUGGAGAUGCAGAUGGACUUGCCUCCCGGGGAGGGGCUCGAAGAGCCCACCCGGGGACCGCGGUCCACCACUGCUCAUUGA
Messenger RNA from Neomonachus schauinslandi (Hawaiian monk seal), 5727 nucleotides. RefSeq names its product glutamine rich 2 (gene QRICH2). Lineage: Eukaryota; Metazoa; Chordata; Mammalia; Carnivora; Phocidae. The record is from RefSeq and is a predicted model, not a curated record. The transcript is spliced from 22 exons. Bases 1 to 5727 code for a protein of 1908 amino acids.